This is a messenger RNA of Suillus subaureus, 750 nucleotides long. RefSeq lists its product as uncharacterized. The coding region runs from base 1 to 750 and encodes 249 amino acids. The record is from RefSeq and is a predicted model, not a curated record. NCBI's taxonomy places the organism in Eukaryota, Fungi, Basidiomycota, Agaricomycetes, Boletales, Suillaceae. The transcript is spliced from 2 exons.
AUGACAGCUACCACCACAGAAGCCCAAGCGGCAUGGCAACUACAAGUAGCUGAGGAUGAAUGCCUAUGCACUGAACAGAAACGUUUGGCCGAAGAAGAAGAACGUCAAGUCCAAGCUGUUCGGCUUGAAGAAGAAAUUGCGCUAGCUGAGGAAAAGAAGAAGAACUGCAGCAAGUACCAUGUACUCCCUGAACGUCCCCACCCUACAGCAGCAGAAGAUGAGAUACUAGUAUCAGAUUUUGCCAUGCAGAAACUCAACAAAGGUCUGUAUGUAGAGAUAUACUACUGGACCAAUGACGGGCUAGACGACACUCUCACCAACUAUCACACCAAGGACAAUGAUGGAAUGGUGCCCACCAUGGGAGAAGACAGGUCCACAGCUUGGGUCAGCGUGGCAGCCAUGAGGCCCUCAACCAGUGUAGUACCAGAUCACAAUCUCACCACAGUAGACUUCACACAAGCAGUCCCACACAUGAUCAACUCUCUUGAAGAGAAGGGUUGGCCCAAGCAAAGAGUCCUAAUGCUAGCCUGCUUCUGGGGAGCAAUCAUGAUCCAUAGGCACUGGAACUCGAGGGACAAGUCAGCGCACAAAGGUCUGAUGUUAUUCCAGGAAGAACAACGUCGGGCUUGGCACAAUGCGAUUCCCAUUCCAGCAAACGCUUGGGACAUAUCCAUCAUCAAUGAGACAGUGAUCACAUGCAUGGUGGACAGAGUCUAUAGAGAUGAGAUGACCAAAACAAACAAGAUUUAA